Exophiala mesophila is the source of this 993-nucleotide messenger RNA. RefSeq names its product translation initiation factor SUI1. Gene Ontology annotation, biological process: translational initiation. The coding region runs from base 235 to 579 and encodes 114 amino acids. Gene Ontology annotation, molecular function: RNA binding; translation initiation factor activity; ribosomal small subunit binding. NCBI's taxonomy places the organism in Eukaryota, Fungi, Ascomycota, Eurotiomycetes, Chaetothyriales, Herpotrichiellaceae. The transcript is spliced from 5 exons. The record is from RefSeq and is a predicted model, not a curated record. Gene Ontology annotation, cellular component: eukaryotic 43S preinitiation complex.
UUGGCCUUUCUGCCACUGCGCAUCACUCAACCACCACCGAAACUGCGCCCAGGAGGUUUCAUUCAUCUCAUCUUGCCAUCCAACUUUGCCCUUUCUUCUUCCCUUCUUCAAAACACAACCACCAUUCAAUCUCCACUCCAACCCUUUAAAACCUCAGCAGUUUAGUUACAAACCCCGUCACCUCAUCUCCCCUUCAUUCCAACUUCAAACAAGUUUCUCGAGACAGACGAGUUUAUGUCAACUAUCCAAAAUCUCAAAACCUUUGACCCCUUCGCGGAGGCCGACGACGACACUGGGGAGGCAAAGCAAUCCCAGAAUUACAUACAUAUUCGCAUCCAGCAACGCAAUGGUCGUAAGACUUUGACCACCGUCCAAGGCCUUCCCAAGAAGUUCGACCAGAAGAAGAUUCUCAAGGUCAUCAAGAAGAAGUUCGCAUGCAAUGGCACAAUCGUCGCCGAUAGCGAAAUGGGGGAGGUGAUUCAACUUCAGGGUGAUCAGCGCAAAGAUGUUCAAGAGUUCCUGGUCGCCAAAGAUGGCCUCGAGCUCGACGCAAAGACUAUCAAGGUCCACGGUUUCUAAACGCGUCAACCUCCAUCCCGUGCUAUCCAGCCCGCUAUUCGAGAAUUUACAGUCAUGAUUCGACAAAGGAGCAAUUACGAACCUCAUCCCAUGACGAUCUCUUGGUCUCGCGCCUGUGCGGCCUAACUGCGCCCCUUGAAGAUAGCACCGUCGGGAUGAAUGAGGUUGCAUGCGUUUAUGAUACCCAUGAAUAGAUAAUUGCUUCAGGAUGAGGGAUGAUGGAUGGCAUUGGGGUACACGGUAUAGGGUACAGACUCGGCAUCCAUGAGAGUGAAAGAUAUUGAGCAGUAGUUCAUGAUUCUGAGGUCAAAGCGACAUGAGGUGGCUUGCCACUCAUUCGUGAUAUUCAGCUUGCCUCGCCGAGGCCAUGAACAUGAGCUGACUAGGUAGUUUCAUAACAUGAAAUUGUCUCGG